AUGAUAGCAGCAGUUUCAUGGGUGCCCAAAGGGGUUGCGAAGUCUGUACCAAUUGUAGCAGACCCACCUUCGAAAGAGGAAAUCGAAGAGCUGAUCAAAGCUGGUGGUUUAGAGAGAAGUGGAGAGGAUAGCGGCAGUGAAAAUGAUGACCAAGAAAUGGACGUUGAUAAUGCCAACCAGACUGAUGAAGUUAGCCAAGCAAUAGCAGUAGCAAAUGCACUUGGCAGGAGUUCCAAAGUUAACAAGUCAGAGACUAGAUUUGAUGACAUAGCAGAUGGCCUGAAGGAACUUGACAUGGACAACUAUGAUGAUGAGGAUGAUGAUGCAUCUGGCCACUCAGGUUUUGAGCUGUUCAGCACAGGACUUGGGGACCUUUACUACCCAAGUAAUGAAAUGGACCCAUACCUCAAGGAUGAAGAUGAUGAUGAUUCUGAAGACCUUGAGGACAUGACUAUCAAACCAAAGGAUGCAGUAAUUGUUUGUGCAUGCAACAAGGAUGAAUUCAGUAACCUUGAGGCAUGCAGUAGGAAUUUUGUAGCUGUUGGGUCAAUGGAACCUGCCAUUGAAAUAUGGGACCUUGACAUUAUCGAUGAAGUACAACCAUUUGUGGUAUUAGGUGGCACUGAAGAGAAGAAGAAGAAGAAGAAGAAAGGAAAGAAGGCGUCAAUUAAAUACAAAGAAGCCAGUCACACUGAUUCUGUACUUGGUCUUGCCUGGAACAAGCAUUUCAGGAACAUCCUUGCUAGCGCCAGUGCUGACAAACGAGUCAAAAUUUGGGAUGUGCAUGCUGGAAAAUGCAAUGAAAUUUUGAGAUCAGGGGUUUUUGGAAUGAGAAAUGAUGAAUAUCAUGAUUGUGUUCAAGCAGUUGCAUGGAAUCAUCAUGAGCCACAAGUUCUUCUGAGUGGAUCUUUUGAUCGUUCAGUAGUCAUGAAGGAUGGAAGGGUGCCUUCAGAUCCUGGUUUCAAGUGGUUGGUCACAGCUGAUGUUGAAAGCUUGGCAUGGGAUCCACAUGAUAAGCAUUUAUUUGUGGUGAGUCUUGAAGAUGGUACUGUUCAAGGUUUUGACAUCCGUGCUGCCAAGUCUGAAUCAGCUUCUGACCUGAAGCCAAGUUUUACUCUUCAUGCACACAACAAAGCUGUUUGCACUCUCUCUUAUAAUCCUUCAGCUCCUAAUCUUCUUGCUACUGGAUCAACAGAUAAAAUGGUAAAACUCUGGGAUUUGUCCAACAACCAACCCUCAUGUGUGGCAUCCAAGAAUCCAAAAGCAGGAGCUGUCUUUUCCAUUUCCUUCUCAGAGGACAACCCCUUUCUGCUCGCUAUUGGAGGCUCCAAGGGGAACUUGGAACUAUGGGAUACAUUGUCUGAGUCUGAGGUUGCUAGAAGAUUUGGAACCACAUCAAACUGA
This is a messenger RNA of Dovyalis caffra, 1404 nucleotides long. The record is from the annotation of a GenBank genome assembly. NCBI's taxonomy places the organism in Eukaryota, Viridiplantae, Streptophyta, Magnoliopsida, Malpighiales, Salicaceae.